AUGUCUCCCAGCCGUCCGUCGACCCUCCGUCGCCCUCAGACACGGUCCGCCGCCGGACACCCAACAACCAGCCCGACUGAGACGAAUUCGAGAUCAACCAGCGGGCUUCCUGGCAACGUUUUGGACUCUGCCCGAGGAGACCGAGACAAUGUACCGAUCCUGCCAACAGGGAACAACCCUGGUGCGAGGCCAAGUAUCGUCCGACUGCAUGACAGCGCGACUGAGCCUACACCGGGAUAUAGCAUAGUUGGUGGGAAUGGGACUUUGGACGAGACCGAGGACGACAAUGUGCAUGUCGUAGGACCCGUCCUAGCCAACGAUAAUGAGGUCCUCGAGCCGUACCUAUCGGCCAUUCCAGAGGCUGGUCGCUAUCGAAAGAGCAUCUGCACCGACUCGUCCCGCAUGGCACGGCCUGUGCUGUUCACAACAAUGUCACGGCGUCCACUUGGUGUCACUAAGAACCAGACAUUGUCCGCCGCCAAGUGCGAAGUCAUUGAAAAGCUGCUUGAGCCACACUGUCAAGCUAUCGUUCAACGGUAUCUGGAACAAGCCAACAUAUGCAUGCCAAUGUUCGAUGCCGCCCAGCUGUUGGACGUCUACACGAACGAGAAGGAAAAGAUCUCCCCGGCCUUGCUCGCCAACUUGUACGCAAAUGCCUUGAUAUAUUGGAGAGUAUCACCAACGGCUCUACUCCCCACAGACUCUUUAUCGAAAUGUCCUGAUGGAAGGUUUGUAUGGGUACAGGCUCACGAAGCUCUCCAUUCCGAAACAUUUCUUGCCCCAGGCAUCUCUACGGUGAUGGCGUUACUGUUGAAUAUUGGUGGUAGGCCCAGUACAUCACCCUUCAACAACGCCGGCAUGAUGGGGACCGCCGUCGCUCUUGCCCAUGCCCUUGGGCUUAAUCGAGAUCCCUCAAAGUGGCAGCUCCAUAACGCAGAGAAAGAUAUGCGCGUCCGAAUCUGGUGGCAGGUUGUUUUACAAGAUCGUUGGUGUAGCCUGAGCUACGGUACUCCUCCACAGAUUCGGUCAUCACAAUAUGAUGUUGCCUUACCAACGAUUGAGGCAGUAUCCGCGAGACCUGAGGGCCUGCCCAGCGCUACAAUCUACAUCACACUCCUAACCCUUACAGAGGAACUCGGCUACCUCCUUGAACAUGUAUACGACCUGCGAUCAAGCCCAUCGACAGUGACGGUAGAUGGCUCAACCGAUGUUCUGGAGAGGCGGCUUGGUUCAUGGAAAGACCAACUCAGCGGUGAUAUGCGCGCCAUUGUCCUGCGCGGCAUGAGGCUCGAGAUAGCUGGUGCAGCAAACCUACGUCUUGCCUACUUGGCCACGGAGCUCCUGCUUUGCCGAAUUUCUCUCGACCUUGACAAGGAAACCACGGACUCUCAGUUGGCGGGAAACUACCACCACAUCCGAGCACGGCGAGCAGCCGAAGAUAUCGUUAACUUCAUUCAUAGCCUCAAGGAGACGCAUAUCUGUGGUUUCUGGAUGCCACAGCAUGGCGCGUCCCUGACAUCGGCGACUGCAUUCAUCCUCAGGGUUGCGGUGCGGUCCAUAUCUGCAGGCGACUAUGUCGACGGCAACGCUUCGCUGAAUAUGGCCAUCAGAAUGAUGGGAACUCUACGACACUUUCAGGAGAUUUUCCGAUGGGACAUUGCUGAUCACUGCAUUGCCCAAUAUGGAGAACUCGUAGAUCGGAUGGCGAGUAUGAGACAUAUCGGUGACAGCACUCAAAACAGCCAUCGUGCCAGCAUGAUGUCUACUACCGACUCCUUCGUUGCCCAUUCGAUUGAUCUCCCGAGUCUGGAGCUCGAUUCAAUGUUUCCAAGUCUGUGGGACAUGUUCGAAGCUUGA
Cyphellophora europaea CBS 101466 is the source of this 1857-nucleotide messenger RNA. RefSeq lists its product as uncharacterized. The transcript is spliced from 3 exons. Lineage: Eukaryota; Fungi; Ascomycota; Eurotiomycetes; Chaetothyriales; Cyphellophoraceae. The coding region runs from base 1 to 1857 and encodes 618 amino acids. Gene Ontology annotation, biological process: DNA-templated transcription. Gene Ontology annotation, molecular function: zinc ion binding; DNA binding. Gene Ontology annotation, cellular component: nucleus. The record is from RefSeq and is a predicted model, not a curated record.